This is a messenger RNA of Bombus impatiens (common eastern bumble bee), 2034 nucleotides long. RefSeq names its product porphobilinogen deaminase. Lineage: Eukaryota; Metazoa; Arthropoda; Insecta; Hymenoptera; Apidae. Gene Ontology annotation, molecular function: hydroxymethylbilane synthase activity. The record is from RefSeq and is a predicted model, not a curated record. The coding region runs from base 635 to 1708 and encodes 357 amino acids. Gene Ontology annotation, biological process: heme biosynthetic process. The transcript has 6 exons. Gene Ontology annotation, cellular component: cytoplasm.
AAUAUUGCGCUAUCUUUAUCGAAUGUUACAUUUGUUAUACGCAUUAAGAAGCAUUCUACUUCACGAUUCUACACUACUAUUGAUAAAUGGAUUCCACUUCCACACUUAACCCGAACCUAACCCGAACCUAACCCGAACCUAACCCGAACCUAACCCAAACCUAACUCGAAUCUGGUAACACUGCUUCUACUCAUUGUCAGUUGUCGGUCGUGUAUCGUCGCUUCCACUUAAGUCAUAUUAUUCACAUUCUGUAGUGUCUUUAUGUAGUAGAAGUAUGACGUGCAUAAGGAUGUAGUUUCUUCCAUAUAUAUAUUUUUAAUUAUAUUCACCUUCUGCUGCAGUGUCAGUAACUGUGAAAUAAACUCCAAACAUUUACGUAAUAGCCAUGAGAAUUCUGAAAUAUACAACUCUUUCUUUUAAAUAUUAAAGUUGCUAUAUGUCCGCGUCAGACAUUACUUGCAAGUAUAGUGAAAGUUGUUCGUAUCUUUGACCUAAUUCAAUUUCUUAUGUCCCUUGGGCAUAAAUGUACAUUUGCAACAUUCCAAAAUAAAAUAAGCUUGUUAUAUAAUAAUUAUUGUUAAUAAUAUUAUAUGGUAAUUAACAUACGAAAAGAACAGAAAUUUGAGUUGCCAUAAUGACGAAUGCGGACGCACGUGACGUAAUCCGAGUUGGGUCUCGGAAAAGCGAGUUGGCUUUGAAACAAACAAAAUAUGUAAUAGAAUGUUUAAAAGAAUAUCAUCCAACAAAAGAAUUUAAAAUAAUUACAAUGGUGACCAAAGGAGAUAAAAUCUUAGAUAAAUCUUUACCUAAAAUUGGGGAAAAAUCUUUAUUUACAGAGGAAUUAGAACUUGCCCUUGAAAGUGGUCGUGUUGAUUUUGUGGUACAUUCAUUAAAAGAUUUACCAACAUCAUUACCAGAAGGAAUGGCAUUAGGUGCCAUAUUAAAACGUGAAGAUCCACGUGAUGCAGUUGUUAUGUCUAAGAAGUACAAAAAUGAAACAUUAUCUACUUUACCAAAAGGUAGUGUGAUUGGUACUAGUUCAUUGCGUAGAACAGCCCAGUUAGCUAGAAAUAUGCCACACUUAAAAGUGGAAAAUAUUCGUGGCAAUUUAAAUACUAGAUUAAGAAAACUAGAUGAUGAAAAUGGACCUUUUGCAGCAAUUAUUUUGGCAGUUGCUGGUUUAAAAAGGUUGAAUUGGGAGAAUAGAAUAAAUCAGAUACUGGAACCAGAAGAAGCAUUGUAUGCUGUUGGACAAGGUGCAUUAGGGGUUGAAUGUCGAGAGACAGAUUGGAAAAUAUUGUCUCUUUUAGAGCCAUUAUAUGAUGUGGAAACAACUUUAAGAUGUGUAUGUGAACGUUCUUUUCUAAAGACAUUAGGUGGUGGAUGUUCAGCACCAGUUGCUGUUUCUUCAAAUUUAAAAGACAAAACUCUUAUGCUUACUGGUGCUGUGUGGUCUUUAGAUGGGCAGAAAAUUGUCAAAUGUACUUCUGAAAGUAAGCUUUAUAUACCUGAUGAUGAUGGAGAACCUUCAAAAAAAUGUCCAUAUCGAGAACCAAAACUGUACUGUAGUGUUGCACCUGGUAAAGUAAGCAAUUUAAGUCUUUUGGGUGCUGAAGAGCUCGGUAAAGAUCUUGGGAAAAUUCUUAUACAAAAAAACGCUCUGGAUGUUAUGGCGGAAGCAAGGAAUGAAAUUUUAAACUCAAAGUAGCGCUCCUAAACUGCGAUAUAAAAAUUAGUUUUUCUUGAUGAUGAAAACAAAUUAAAAAAGUACGGAAUUCAAAAAUUUUAAUUCUGAUAUUCCAUUAAUUUAGAAAGAUAUAAAACCUAACUUAUAAAAGUUUCAUAGUAUAUUAUUGUACACUUUAUCAUAAUUUAAAAUGAUUAAGAAGGUUUAUCAUAUAUCAUAUAUUUCACAAUGUUCAUUGUGAUAACUAUAUUUAAUUGCUCAAAUUGUAUCUCGUUUGUCGCUUUGUAAAUGUAAAAAGAAUUGUACAGAACUGAUUAUAAUAUUAAAUACAAUUUAAGUAAAAGCUA